Messenger RNA from Strongylus vulgaris, 552 nucleotides. The record is from the annotation of a GenBank genome assembly. Lineage: Eukaryota; Metazoa; Nematoda; Chromadorea; Rhabditida; Strongylidae.
AUGAAACUUGCUCUUGCCUAUUAUUUGCUAUCACCAGCGGGACUGCCUCACCAGAAGCCGUUUGUAUUUGCGAGAGCAUUUACCGCCUUAAUGUGUCUUUUUACAAGGUUACUCACUGCUUGGCAUCUCAAUGAAAAAUCUACUCGUGGCUUACUUAUGUCAGAUCGCUUCAUUCUCUGUGCAUUCCUCACAGACGGUGCAUGGCUAUUAAGCGAGCUUGUGACUCUAUUUACUAGCAAAAAAACCAAUCAAGAUGAAAUCGACCAAAUGUGCAAAAGGACUACCUUAUGGUUGGAGGGUAAAGGAUCUUUCUACCUCGAAAACGCCUUUUAUAUCGAUGCAGCUCUAUGUCUUCUCACCGCUCUCAUACAUUUUGCCUUUCCACAGCACAUUCUCAAGCUUGUGACACAGGUGCUCAUAUUCGUUCUGAACGUCAUUGGACAUUGGGCGCUUUCGAUUUUCUCUCCUAAUCACAUCUCUGGAUUCAUGAUCUCCGGCUUUUUUAUGUCAUUCCUCUUUUCCAUCUUCUACCGAGCACGUUCCCAAUAUCAG